AUGAAGAAAGAAGGUAUCAAAUCCUAUUACCAAGCCAAAAUCGAAGAAUGCGAGUUGGUCAUGAAUGAAAAGUCUCAAGAUUUGAGACGUUUAGAAGCACAGAGAAACGCUUUAAACGCCAAAGUUCGUCUUUUGAAAGAAGAGCUCCAAUUGUUACAAGAACCUGGAUCUUAUGUUGGUGAAGUUGUCAAGGUGAUGGGCAAGAAGAAGGUCUUGGUCAAGGUCCAUCCUGAAGGAAAGUUCGUCGUAGAUCUCGGCUCUGAUAUUGACAUUGCACAACUCACACCCACAACUCGUGUUGCUCUUCGCAACGAUUCGUAUCAACUCCACAAAGUAUUACCCAACAAAAUCGACCCUCUUGUAUCUCUCAUGAUGGUUGAAAAAGUACCUGAUUCCACUUAUGAAAUGGUCGGUGGUCUUGACCAGCAAAUCAAGGAAAUCAAGGAAGUGAUUGAAUUACCUGUAAAGCACCCAGAACUCUUUGAAGCACUCGGUAUUGCUCAACCUAAGGGUGUCUUAUUGUACGGUCCUCCUGGUACCGGUAAGACACUUUUAGCAAGAGCUGUCGCUCACCACACCGAUUGCCGUUUCAUUCGUGUAUCCGGCUCAGAAUUAGUGCAAAAAUACAUUGGUGAAGGUAGUAGAAUGGUUCGUGAGCUCUUUGUCAUGGCUAGAGAGCACGCUCCUUCCAUCAUCUUUAUGGAUGAAAUUGAUUCCAUUGGUUCAGCUCGUAUGGAAAGUGGUGGAGGUGGAGAUUCUGAAGUGCAAAGAACCAUGCUGGAAUUAUUGAAUCAGUUGGAUGGUUUUGAAGCAACAAAAAACAUCAAGGUCAUCAUGGCAACCAAUCGUAUAGAUAUCUUAGAUCCUGCAUUACUGCGUCCUGGACGUAUUGAUCGUAAGAUUGAAUUUCCUCCACCAAGCGAGGAAGCCCGUGCUGAUAUUCUAAAGAUUCACUCUCGCAAAAUGAAUCUGACUCGUGGCAUCAACCUUCGUAAAAUUGCAGAAAAGAUGAGUGGAAGUAGUGGUGCUGAAGUGAAGGCUGUUUGUACAGAAGCUGGUAUGUUUGCCUUGCGUGAGCGUCGUGUCCAUGUCACCCAAGAAGAUUUUGAAAUGUCAGUUGCAAAGGUCAUGAAGAAGGAUUCUGAUGCUAAUACCAGUCUGAAGAAGCUUUGGAAGUAG
Messenger RNA from Mucor velutinosus, 1179 nucleotides. Its product is annotated as Protein kinase of the Mitotic Exit Network. The record is from RefSeq and is a predicted model, not a curated record. The transcript is spliced from 3 exons. Gene Ontology annotation, biological process: proteasome-mediated ubiquitin-dependent protein catabolic process. Lineage: Eukaryota; Fungi; Mucoromycota; Mucoromycetes; Mucorales; Mucoraceae. Gene Ontology annotation, cellular component: proteasome regulatory particle, base subcomplex. The coding region runs from base 1 to 1179 and encodes 392 amino acids. Gene Ontology annotation, molecular function: ATP binding; proteasome-activating activity; ATP hydrolysis activity.